Messenger RNA from Asparagus officinalis (garden asparagus), 2365 nucleotides. RefSeq lists its product as uncharacterized. Gene Ontology annotation, molecular function: RNA binding. Gene Ontology annotation, cellular component: nucleus. The record is from RefSeq and is a predicted model, not a curated record. NCBI's taxonomy places the organism in Eukaryota, Viridiplantae, Streptophyta, Magnoliopsida, Asparagales, Asparagaceae.
AAAACAGAAGAACAGAGAGAGAGAAGUCCCGACGACGGCGCUCUGGAGAUGGGAGAAGAGGGAGGAGAAUCAGCGGCCGCUCACGCUCGCCGGCCGGCGAUGAGAAUCUUCCUCAGGGACGUGGGCCCCACCAUCUCCUCCGGCGACAUCGAGAGGACGUUCUCGUCCCUCGUUCGCGUCUCCGGCGUCGAGAUCGUCCGCUCGCGGCCGAGCGGCCGCAGCUUCGCCUACAUGGAUCUCGAGCCCACCUCCGACAUAACCCUAGCCAAGCUCUUCUCCACUUAUAAUGGAUGCACUUGGAAAGGGGGGAAGCUUAAACUUGAAAAGGCUAAAGAGCACUAUCUUGACCGUCUGAAGCGGGAAUGGGCAGAAGAUGCAAAACUUAAGGCUGAGACACCGACUGAUUCUGAUACGGACAAAGAUGCAGGCAACUCAAAACCAGACCGCUUCGAGAUGGAGAAUAUGCAGUUGAGAAUUUUCUUUCCAAAACUAAGAAAGGUGAAGUCGUUGCCCUUUAAAGGAACAGGCAAACACAAGUACAGUUUCCAGAGAAUUGAAGUUCCAGCUCUCCCAAUUCAUUUCUGUGAUUGUGAGGAACAUAACGAGUCAUCCAGAACAGCCAGCAAGAAGUAUCUUUCUGCUCUCAACAGUGGUGUCCACUAUGAGAAGGAGCUCGACAUCAUGAAUUCUGUGAUGAACAAGCUCCUCAAAAAGGAAAGUAAUGAACCCAAUACUGAAGAAGAGACAGUGUUAUCAGCACCCGAAAACCUUUCACGUACCUCUAUUGAUGACAUUCAUGAGGAAGAAUCAGAGGAAGAAUCGGAGGUGGAUGAUGACGAACUUGUGACCAACAUCUGGAGGGGAAGAAGCGGCAAAAGAAAAGUUACACUUAAUCAGGAAUCAAGCGUAAGUAAGCACCAAUCAUUCAAAAAUGAAUCGAACCACAAUAAGGCAAAUACUUUGAAACGGAAGAAAGGUGGUCCUGUGGAUGCAUCUGAAGUUACAGCAAACAAGAAAGCUCACUUGGAAUCGCCAGUCAAAAUCAUUGAAAAUGAAUUCUCAGCAAUACUACCCCGAAAGAAGAGUUCAGAUGUUGAUAUCGUUGAAAAUGAAUUCUCAGCAAUAUUACCCCGAAAGAAGACUGCAGAUGUCGAAAUCAUUGAAAAUGAAUUCUCAGCAAUAUUAUCCCAAAAAAAGACUUCAGAGGUUCAAUCUCAAGAAUCAAAUACUUCGACUGAGCCUUCACUUGACAAGGACUUAACUGAACCUAGCGAGAUUGUCACUCAAUCAACAAAAGGCCAGUCAUGGUUACAGAAAUCCUCUUGGAAAAACCUUGUUGCAGGAAAUGGGAACAGUUCAUUUAACAUCCACCAUACUCAAGAGCCUGAGAUUCCAGUUGAGCCUCAAACCGAUAAGGGCCAGAAAGAACGAAGCAAGCUUGGCACUCAAUCAACAAGCCAGAAAGAACAAAGCAAGCUUGCCACUCAAUCAACAAGCCAGAAAGAACAAAGCAAGCUUGCUGCUCAAUCAACAAAAGGGCAGACUGGGAAGAGUCCAUUUGGAAUCAAUGAUUCUCAAGAGACUGAAAUUUCAGCUGAGCCUCAAACUGAAAUUUCAGCUGAGCCUCAAACUGGUAAUGGCCAAAAUGAACAAAGUAAGCUUGCCACUCAAUCAGCAAGAGGCCAGUCCUGGUUACAGAAAAAUUCAUGGAAGGACCUCGUUGGGGGAACUACGGACAGUUCAUUUAGCAUCACAAAUGUUUUGCCAGGCAUUAGUUCCUUGAUACAGAAACAACCUAAAAAUAGUGAUUCAGCCAUUGACACAUCGAUUGAAGUGAAUGAGAAUAAAUCAGAAAAAAGAUCAAAGCUUUUACCUGCUGUUGAUGAGAUGGUCGGAAAUGGAGAUAAACAAGAGGCCAAUGCAGGUCAAGAAGAGCAUAAAGGACCGCAACAGGGUAGUGAGCAGAAAUCGAGGAGCACUGUAAGUGAUGUAUGCACGUUCAUGAGGUCUGAUGAGUCUCUGAGGCAAUGGGCGGAGGCAAAAACAGCUUUAAGUCGAUACCUCAAUAAGAAGAAGAAGAAGAAGAAGAAAGAUGAGGAUGAAUCUCCCAAGAGGGGAAGAAAGAUGAGAUAGAAUAUAUUAAUGCCAGUUACUAAAUUGUUGAUUGUAUCCUCAAUAUUAAGGAAGUGUGACUUAAUUUUCUUAGGAUAUGUUUGUUGAGAUGGAAUGAGUUUUGUGAUCAAAAUUAACUGGGUAUCACAUUUUGUUCUGGUGGUGGAAUGGACUGUUAUUCUGCUAGUUAUUAUGUACCAUUUUUGUGGAUUAUUUGAGCUAUAUGAAGCUACCUUCAUUUUCCUUGUGAUUC